GGGUCCUGGGAGAGCAGGGGAGGCCCGCCUGCCCCGCCCCCGCCCUCCGCGCGGAGCUUCCCUUCCGCGCGGCGACUGCCAGCUUCCCUUUCCGGGAGCUCAAGCAGCGGCCGCCGGUGUCUCUUUCUUCUCCGCGGCGUUUGCAGCUUCCCCGGGGCGGGUAUGGCAGCCAGGAGACGCGGGGCCGGCCUGCGGCUCUGCGCCACUGUUUUUUUACUUGAUAUGGCUUUCUGUAAAGGAUUUGUAGAAGAUUUAGAUGAAUCGUUUAAAGACAAUCGAAAAGAUGACAUUUGGCUUGUAGAUUUUUAUGCACCGUGGUGUGGCCAUUGUAAAAAACUGGAACCGAUUUGGAAUGAAGUUGGUCGUGAGAUGAAAAGCAUUGGUUCUCCAGUAAAAGUUGGGAAGAUGGAUGCUACUUCCUAUUCUAGCAUUGCUUCAGAGUUUGGAGUUCGAGGUUAUCCAACAAUUAAGCUAUUAAAGGGGGACUUGGCAUAUAAUUAUAGAGGACCACGAACUAAAGAUGAUAUUAUUGAGUUUGCUCACAGAGUAUCCGGGGCUCUAAUUCGGCCACUUCCAAGUCAGCAAAUGUUUGAACACGUGCAGAAGAGACAUCGUGUGUUUUUUGUUUAUAUAGGUGGAGAGUCACCUUUGAAGGAGAAAUACAUCGAUGCUGCUUCAGAACUAAUUGUAUAUACAUACUUCUUUUCUGCCUCAGAAGAAGUGGUUCCUGAGUAUGUGACAUUGAAGGAGGUGCCUGCUGUCCUUGUUUUCAAAGAUGAGGCUUACUUUGUUUAUGAUGAGUACGAGGAUGGUGAUCUGUCAUCGUGGAUCAACAGGGAGAGGUUUCAGAACUAUCUUACCAUGGACGGUUUCCUCUUGUAUGAACUUGGAGACACGGGAAAGCUUGUGGCGAUUGCAGUUAUUGAUGAGAAAAAUACAUCAAACGAACACACCAGAUUAAAAUCAAUUAUUCAGGAAGUUGCUAGAGAUUACAGAGACCAGUUCCAUAGAGAUUUUCAGUUUGGCCAUAUGGAUGGAAAUGACUAUAUAAAUACUUUGCUAAUGGACGAACUGAAAGUCCCAACGGUGGUCGUACUGAAUACUUCGAACCAACAGUACUUUUUGCUGGACAGACAGAUCAACAGCGUGGAGGACAUGGUGCACUUCAUCAGUAGCAUCCUGGAUGGCACAGUGGAGGCACAAGGAGGUGAUAGCAUUUUGCAGAGAUUGAAAAGAAUAAUAUUUGAUGCCAAAUCUACUAUUGUGUCUAUCUUCAGGAGCUCCCCUCUCAUGGGCUGCUUUCUCUUCGGCCUUCCCCUGGGCGUCAUCAGUAUCAUGUGCUACGGCAUCUACACAGCGGACGCCGAUGGCGGGUAUAUAGAAGAACGAUACGAGGUGUCCAAAAGUGAACUUGAAAGCCAAGAACCAACAGAAGAAAGCAAAGAACAGGGGGCGAGCGGCGGAGCCGCCCUCGGGCCUACGGAGCAAGAACCUAAAGAUGUACUGGAGAAGAAGAAAGAUUGAACUUUGCUAGUGUGGAAUAUUUGAUAGGAUUUCAGAUUAUUAAAGAGUCUAUUUAUUGAACUUAGGCAUUUAAUCAUGAUCUUUACAAAAGAGAAUAUGUUACUAGUAUUUUGCUAACAUCAGCUUGCAUGGAUUAAAGUUGCCCUUCACAGAUGGGGAGGCGUUUGGAGCAAACAGAGGAAAUGUUUAUCUAAAACAAAAAAAGAAAUGAGGAAACACUCCAUCAACGUUUACUGCAUAGAUGUUAUUUUAGCAGAGCAGUUCUCUUGCAUGUUUCUCUAUCUGAGCAUUCUGAGACAAAAUUAAGAUUCCUGGGCAGAAUAUUUAAAUUGGUCAGUCAGGUAGAAGUUACAUGUGUGAUAAAGAAAAACAGUACCUCCACCUUCUACCAUUCAUUCUCCUCAUAUAUUUUAGAUAAGAUUUCCAUGGGCAAAAUUACAUCUUUAAAGUUUAGCACUUUAGGGAGAACUAACACUUUUUUCCAUUGGUCAAAUUAAGACUAUGACUUAAAAAUAAUUUGGUUUUAUAUAGUAUAGCAAUUUUAUUUUGUUAGUUAUUUUUAAAGGAGAGGAAAUGUUACUUUUUAACUUUCUACUCAGUUACCUUAUAAAAUUUUCAUAUGGAUCUAUAUAGUGGGAAAAAAAUAAGUGUAAUCUUUGGAAAUUAAACAGGAUUGACCUGGAGCAGUGAUUUCAGGCCACGGGCUGGGCCACGCUUCACAUGUGUCUCGGUGACCACUGUAGAAAGGGGAGAGUGUGAACUCCUGCCCUGCGUUAGCCAGAACGACCUACUCGUUUUUCUCUUUCUUGUUUUAUAUAUUGGAAUUUCUUCUAAAAAUUUCCUUUGAUAACAAGCUCCUGCUGCUUUUUAAAAGUAAUAUAUAUUGUAUUUUUAAUGUUUAUGCUAUGGUAACUUUAUGGUAACUUAUAAUAUGUGUGUAUCUGUGUGUGUGUAUACACACACACAUGCACAUGUAUUUACAUAUACAUAUACAAUUUAUCGACAUGUCUGUCAUGUAAUAUUAUGGGCAUGUCUAUGUUCAUAAUGAGUAACGAGUGACAUAAUCAGCCUGUCAGCAAAAUUUAUAUCCAGUGAUUAAGAGCCAACUGUUACCUUCUCCCUCCUCUCAAUUCUGACACCCAUUUCAUUUUCUCUCUCUAAUGAAGUAACAUAGGAAUUCUGUCCCAAGUAGUGUAUAAAAAUUGGCAUUGUUGUAAGUAACAUUAUGAUAUAUUUAUUGUAGAUUAUAUUUGAGCCUUUCAUUUUAGCUAACUUUAGGUUUUUAUUAGAUGACCAUUGUUUGGGUGAUUAUUCAUUGAGCAAUGGAGUUAAACAAUAGAAUGGUUUUUAUUAAAUGCUGAAAAAUCUGUAAUCAUUUUAAAAAUAUGCAGCUCAUGGCCCUGAUACUGAAGUUGUUCAGGGCUUUGGUCCCAAGGCAGCUGUUGAUUUCUGAUACCGUGCUGCUCACGACUAAACCAAAACUCUUGUCCAAAUCAGUUUCUAGCAGUCGUUUUAUCGUAUCCACGUGCUCUUUUACAUAUAGUGACUAAAUGCUUAUUCUUACUGUUUGGCGCUCUUAUCAUUUUUAAUAAUGAAGCACAUAGGAAGUCCCAGGAAAUUUCAGGAAAUAAUGGAAAGAAAUGUUCUCAAGUGGAAACUGGAGAUGAAUGCUGUUAAUUAAACAAGUAGAUUCGUCUCCAAAGAGUAAAGAGGGAUUCUUUGGGAGGCUAAAUACUAAUGUUCCCGGGGGUCAAGCUUGUUCUGCCACAGUGAAUAAAGCUUAGGUGGGUGCAAAACCUCACUUGAGUCUAGGAAGGAAGGUAAAGCUUAGCCUCUGCCAGGGGCAGCAGGAAUUUGUAGGAAAUGUCCCCGUUUUCUUCUUGCUUAUCACCAUCAGAUGUUCAUCAUCUGUACGUUUUCAGC
Messenger RNA from Hyaena hyaena (striped hyena), 3447 nucleotides. It is a transcript of the gene TMX3, whose product is annotated as thioredoxin related transmembrane protein 3. Gene Ontology annotation, cellular component: endoplasmic reticulum. The transcript has 16 exons. The record is from RefSeq and is a predicted model, not a curated record. Lineage: Eukaryota; Metazoa; Chordata; Mammalia; Carnivora; Hyaenidae. The coding region runs from base 163 to 1524 and encodes 453 amino acids. Gene Ontology annotation, molecular function: protein disulfide isomerase activity. Gene Ontology annotation, biological process: peptidyl-cysteine oxidation.